Mya arenaria is the source of this 8073-nucleotide messenger RNA. RefSeq lists its product as uncharacterized. The coding region runs from base 218 to 1273 and encodes 351 amino acids. The transcript is spliced from 6 exons. The record is from RefSeq and is a predicted model, not a curated record. NCBI's taxonomy places the organism in Eukaryota, Metazoa, Mollusca, Bivalvia, Myida, Myidae.
UUGAAAAAUCUUAACUGCGUCUUAACGUAUAAGUAAAGAAUAAAAGAAAAUAAAUAAGUUACAUUGAAUCUGUUGUUAUAAAGACAAACACCAACUUAUAAGUGUUAAAUCGAAAUGUGUGUAUAGUUUAAAGAUAUGUAGAAAAAGGAUUUAUAAUGAUUUAUGACAGGGUAAAUUUAAGAAAUUAUGGCAAGGCGGAAGUAAUGGUGGAACAAUUAUGGAUCGAAAUAAAACGCACGAAAAGCGUUUUUUCUGUAAGCCAAUUCAACUAUAUCUAAAGACUUGCAUUUUGUUACAUUAUCUUUCGACACGUUUGGCUACUGAACUUUCGUUUACUGCAAGAAAAAGCAAACAAUUGAAAGACACAUGGAGUGAAUGGGUCAUAAAAGGAAAUGAUGUGCAUUUACUUGAGUGUUUGCAUAUUUUGAAACCAAAUGCAUUGAAAAGAUUACUAAAUGAAUUAUAUAUGUGCCGCAAAACGCUUUAUGAACAUAUUUACAAAAGAACGGAUAUUUCCUCAGAUUCAUUUGAUGAAAUCGGAGCUUCCAUUCAAAGUAAAUGGAAUGAGUGGUUACACUGGCAAAGAGGUGCAAAAGAUGAGACAUCGUUAACGGCACUUGAGGAAGAACUAAAUCGUCUUCAAAAUGGAAAUUCUACAGACGAUGAAAGGAAGGAAUACUCUCACUUCUUGGAGUGUUUCCCUCACUACGAAACUCAAGAGGACCCAGAUACGGAACCGGUUAUAAGCUUAAAGGAAUGUAAUGGAGUUCGGUCUGAUGCAGCAGCUGCUGCUGAUCGGAAUGACCAUGACGGCAUUCGCUUCCGUCCGUUGAACUACAUGUUCAGACAAAUAACUUUAGGAUCAUGGUCUCAAAAACUGGAGAUUCUAAUAGAGGAACAGAGAGGCAUAGGUAGAUUGACAGCACAUAAACAAAUGGCAGAAAUAGACCUCAGAAGAGCGGUACAACAUGCGUUGGACGAGCAAAAUUUCCCAGAUGAUGGUUUAACCGAGCAGUUGGAAGGAAUACAACGGAACGGUAUUUUGGAGAUAGAACGAAUCCAUGAAAACUUCAAAUCUGUCAUCGAGGAAGUUGGAAGAGCAACCCGACUUAGAAUUGAUGAAGAAACGACUAUUCAACUAAGCAGAUGUACUUUGCUAGAUACUACUGUUCAAUGCUUCGAGGUGAAGACUGCAGAUAUGAGGAUGAAGGUGAAUGGAGCAAUCGACAGGAUCAGGCACCAGAUCGAAAUGACAGUCCCUGUUCUACAUUGACAAAGAAUACCGUAGCUAUAUUACGCAUAUGAUUAUUUUUGAAAUACAGGGCCAAGAUAUGUAUCAAACAAAUUGCAAUAGAAGUCAGUUCAAUACCUGAUUUCAAAAAAAUAGAUAGAAUUGAUUUAUGCUAGUAUCAGCAAGCCAUAAAUUACAAGCCAGUUUUUUUCUUUGUACCGCAAACGAUUUUUAAACUGAUUUGCACUUUUACUAGUACGUAAAGCUACACAUACAUUAUACGUACACCUCGUGUUUUGCAACCUCUCUAAUAUCUAACACUUAAGGUAAAGUUCCAUCAACAUUUUACAGUGUGUAUACCAUGUGAUAAAUUGCAUCAUAAAUGCUUUGUCGGAAGCCAAUAUUUUGCUUCGAAUGAAGAAAUUAAACGAAUAUAGUACAUAGGUUUGAUUUGUAGAAACACACUAUUCGAUAAUUGGAUGUUGUCAAUUUUUAAUAACUGUCGUUUGCUGUCUCUGAAUUUAAUUGACAUUUUUUACGUUUUAAUAUGAGUUUUGUUUAUUUCUCUUUUUUUGCGCUGGGGAAUAUCAUCGCCAUAAUAUAACACUUAAAUUCGUAUCUUUUUCUCUUUUUAAAUCUUUGUUAUUUUUCAUUUUCGGCUGCGGGUCUAAUAUUCAUUAACAGUCAUUACUAGGCAUAAACCGGUUAAAAUGCGUGAUGUUACAGAUGUAUGCUAAUUGUACCUUGUAAGACGUGGCGCUAAUGCUCUAGAGGGUUUGCAGUAGUCACAUAUAUGGGGUCGUUUGCAAGCGGUUUAUCUUGUUCAUGUUUUGUACCAUUCCUUUAUACAAUAUGAAUGUAUCUUCGGCGAAAUGUGUCAUCAUACAUGGGGGACGCACUGUUAAUUCGGUUUGAUUUAUGCAUUUGAAGGUGAUGUCUGUAUCUCAUCUGAUCGUUGAAGGUGAUGUCUGUAUCUCAUCUGGUCGUUGAGUUAUGUUCAGUUUGCUCUUAAAUUUUGAAACAAGUGUGAGGUUGAGAUCGUGUAACCUGGUUUAACCCAAGGUGUAAUGGGGGUAAUGGUCAUUCUUAAGCAAUACUCCAAUUUUUACCGAAAACGGAAUUUUGAAAUGUAUGUAAACUGUGUAUGUAGUCUUAUUUCGUUGUGUUUCGUUGGAUGAGUGUCUGUUGGACUUUGGUCCUUGUAACAUAAAGCAAAUUAUGCACAUAUUAUUGUUUUGAGGCAGCGGCGGGCUUACAGGGGAUUUAGGAAAUAGCAAGGGGUCGGACAUAUACCAUGAAACUUGAAUUAUUUAGCGCGUUUUCUAUGUUAAUACGUUAUCCGAAGACGGAUGAAAGGCCCGCUGAGACCUCCAAUUUCUCAAAUUUAAAAAUAGAAUCAGCCGGAUUUGUGUUUUAAAGCUUUCGAAGAAAUUUCACAAAUUCCUCUGCACCAGGGCUGGGAUUCAGACUACACAAUUUAAAUUUUGUCUAAAUCCACUUUGUAUGCUUAGCCCGCAAUGGGGGCAAGACAUUGCUAGGCGAAUUGUAUAUAAUUGUUUGAUACCUAGACUCACCGCUGUAGUUUUCAUAAGAUUAUUGGAUGUAUCGGUUCAUCAGAUUACAUGCGUCUAUUUAAUCCAGGUACAGUUUUUGCUAUUGGGAUUGUAGCUGUAAUUUCAACUAAAUCACGAUCAUUAUUUGACAAAGAAUGAGCUACAUCACUAAAUGCUUCAUUCUAUGUAUUGUGAUUGUAUAAAAGUUGUGUUAAUAUUUGUAUCUUUCAAAAUAAUAACGAACCAUAGUAAAAUAUCCAUAUUUCAAAUUGAUACGGAUGAAUUUUAGGUAUUUGCGUGUAUGGAAAAUGAUUUUAUACUAUGAUUACCUUGGUAAACUAUUUUAUAUUAGUCUGCUAUUUUACCAAAUCGUGUGGUAACUGCCAGCACGUACCAAUCGGCAUUAAGACAUAGCCGGAUUCGGUACAUUUUAGCCUUAACCCCACUAAAAAUGGUACAUAUUGUUUAAUUGAUUAAGAAUAUACAUACUUAUAAUCAUACUAGAUAAGUUCUACGUGGAACUAGCACUGACUUAUAACAGUGGACCUGUUAUUUUGAAAGUACAAACCUAAUUAUAAUUACUCAGUGCUAUGUAAUUAUCAUGUUAAACUCAUCGUUAUUUGGUGAUGGUUUAAAAUGAAGAAAUGUAGAAACUUGAAACUUGAAACUUGUUUAUUUGAUUAAACGCCUAUUUUUACAUAAAAUACUCAAUGGCGUUGUACAAAUGUAGUACCAAGUAGAAUAAAAUACUCUUUCCUCAAGCUCAAGCUCGACUCACUUUUCAACGUCACAGCAUGCCAUUAAUAUAACUUAUUAAUGCUUAACUCCUUUUAAAAGCGCAAUCUUUGUUCCCAUUAUGUUAAUACACACAUACAACUUUUUAUCCAGAUUUAUUUUUGUUAAAUGAAUUUUGAAUCAUGCUUUGUGGUUCUGUUAAAGGCCUGGAUGAAUGACCCCAAAUAUCCUACCGAACAGCCAUUAUGCCUAUUUGACAGAGGAGAUGUGGUCAAUGAGGUUUAUGUGAUCUGCUCAGGUCAGCAAUUUUGAAUUGAAGACAUUCACAUGGCUUGUGGUGUUAUAUGAUUCUGAUAGUGGUUCAGAAGAAUAUGUCCACUGGUUUCUCAUUAGAGAAUAAAUAAAUAAAUACAUAUUAUAUAUCAUGACAAAUACUUCAACGAAUAAUUGUGUUAUAAUAAGCCAUAUGAUAGUAUAUAUCUGCCCAGAUAUAUAGUGGAUGUUUCCCGGCAUAUGCCCAUUUAAACCUCUUACUAUAAUAGUAAACCUGUAGUAAACAUGAAUCGGUAGUAAACUACAGUUGGCUAUUAGAGGCUCAUGAACUUUCAAGAUCUGUCAAUCAACAUUGCUGGGAAAUUGAUUUUUUUGUCAUUCAGAAAAAAAUACAUCUGAAAGUAAACGUAUAACUGUUUAAACUCACGUUUAUAAUAUAUUAAAUAAACCAUGUGACAAAUUUAAACAAUUCAUGUUUGUUAAUUAUUUGUAUAUUUGAAAAAAAAAAGUUAUGGCAGUCUAUACUAGCAGACAGCAAUGUUAGGUCAAGUGAAAUGCCCAUUGUUCUAACUGUCUGCCUUUAAUACUAUUACCCCGGCCUUGAAGUGAAUUGUGAUUGAGGAAUGACUUAAUUAUAAUUUGUGAUAUAGAGCCUGGUGUGCCAAUUGCAAAUUAUGAUGAAAUAUAAAAGAAACACUGCAAAUUUAACGUAUCUCGUAUUGAAAAGGAAAUUCACAUUGAAAUUUCAUGUCUAUACAUGCCUUGGAAAUAAAAUUCGGCAUACAUUUUAUCCGUACGUGUAGUUGCAAACAAACUGCACUUGCUUUUAGAGCUUUAUGUGUCAUUUUUAAAGGCCGAGCAGCUGCUUCCUGCGAAAUGCUGUAUAGCUAUACUUUGUCAACAGUAUCUGUAACAAUAAAUAGUGCUUUCCCAAAACAUUUGAUUCAUCAUAUGUGUUGUUAACAGAAGGCUCUGCUCAGUAUCCUCUGAUGAUAUGAUGUUUUUUUGUGAAAAUUGUUUGUUAUAUAUACAACGAACCUUUUUGGGAUGAUCAUAUCAAAUUUGUUUUUAAAAUCAAUUAUCUGUCAUAUGAGUGGAUGAAUUCAUAUAUCAUAUUCAUUUUGUAAAGUUUUGGUAUUCGCUACUCCAUGUAAUAUUAAUGUCUUUGACAUAUCCUGAUACAUAUACUUUAACUGUACAUGUUAGUUCAAAAGAACUCAGAUACUGGAUAUUAUAAGUAUCCUUUGACAAUGUCACUUUUCUGUGAAUGCACUUUUUGUUCUGUAGUUGUAUCUUCCAAAACAAUAACUUAAAAUAAUUAGAUGUUCAUAUAUAUAGUUGUAUGGAAUCAACUAUUGAUAACAUGAGUGCAUGGGUACUGAACUGCAAGUUGCUAAAAUAUGUAAAAUGAGUUUGUUGUCUUAAUAAAUGGGUAUAAUAUCAUUAGUUUGGUUCAAUGUAGUAUGGUUUUGGAUCAAUACUGGUUUUCCUUUACGUGAAACUAGCAUUGAAUAAAAGCUCAUGUUAAGAAAGUACCUGCAUUCAUGGACCUGUUAUUUUGGAAGUACAAUCGUAAUUAUAAUUGCUCCUUUCUAUGAAAUUGUAAUGUUUAAUCAUUGAGGUGGCUGUUGUAGUAUGUUAAGCUGGUCGAAAUGCUGGCGAUGAUUGUAAAAGUAGAGUAUGUACUUUAAAAAUUUGGAAAUGUAAGAAGUAGCCAAGUCCAGAGUUGUUAUCAUAGCAUAAAUAAAAAGUCUGGGCACAAGGGCUUACCUAUUUUUGCAUUUUCAUCUUUUCAAAAUCAGACUGCUCUAGCCAACCUAAAUUUCGUAUUGGUUAAAGUAAGAAGUAAGUAGGAUGGAAAGUGCCGAUAAAAAAAUGCACAAAUGCUCCCAGCACUAAUAUUCUGACUUUGAUAGUUAAUGUAACGUUGUUUGAAUAAUGCUUAUUCCCUGUCAUCCAGUUUCAAAUUUGAAGCGUAAAUGGUGUAAACCUCAACAUUAUGAUUAACAUGUUAUUUAAUAUGCUUGCUGCUUGUUUUAUCCCAUUUCCAUUGUAUUAUAGUUGUUUUAAUGCAAAUGAAAGACAUAAAAAUCAUACACCUAUUAUCAUAACCUCGCUAGAAAAUCUGAUAUUUUUGUAAAUGAAAAAAAUAGAAUAAGUAAUAUAUAUACCUUUUAUUAUUAGCUUACUAGAGAAUAUCAUUUAACACUGUAACUUCUUUGUAACUUUUCCAUUGCAUUUUUGUAGUUUUAUGUAAAUGAAUGGCAUAAAAAAUCAAAUAACUAUUAUCAUUAGUUGACUAAACAAUGUGAAAAUGAUAUAUUUUGUUUUAACAUAUACCUAUUAUUACUAGCUGACUAGAGAACCUUAUACCUUUAAAAACUGUAACUUUUUUGUAACAUUUCCAUUGUAUUAUAUUUUUUGUUAUUGAAAAAAAUCAAAACAAACAUCAUGCACCAACUAUAAUUAAUUGACUAGUAAGUCUGAUAUAUGUUUUAAAUGUUUUUUGAUUUAAAUCUUACAUGAAUGAGAAUUAGCUGACUAGAGAAUCUGAUACUAUUUAUCACUUUAACUUCUGUAUAACUCGACAUAUAAAAUGUUUGAAAUGUUCUUAUUAUUUUAAAAAUUAUUGCAUUUGCCAUUUUAUUUAAAAUAAUAUCACUGUUUGUUGCAACUGUAAUGUAUAUAACUCGCCUUUUAUAUAUUUUUUAUUUUUUUAAUGUUUUAUUUACAAAUAUAUGUCUAGUUAAUUUAUUCAUGUGUGUGUCUUUGCUGUGAAUAGGAAUUGAGUUCAUCAUUUAUAUAAGAUGAAGCUUACUGUAAAAUACUGCUUUGUAAAAAGAGCCAUAAUUUUAAUUCAUUUCUCGAUGUUCAUCCAACGCUGGCGUAGCUCCAUGCAGGCACUGCAAAUGAUUUUCAAACUUUGUAUUUUUAAAAAAGUCCUGCAACACAUUUGAAACUUGUUAGCGUUUUUUGUUUUUAAUAUUCCAAGAUAAAGUGAAACAUCGCCCCUGAGGUCCUGAGAUAAUCCUGCCUUUAACAAAUUGUGAUUGCGCAUGCCCACUAGCCGCCUAUAGCACAACGGGCCUAUACAUCAAGUAUUGUCUAUCUACGCCCCUCGCCAAUGAUUGAUUAUUGUUUCACCAAUCAAAUUUGUGUAUAUACUACCCCCCUUCCCAUUGCCCUUCCCAUUGAUUACUGUUUCACCAAUCAUAUUUCUGUAUGUAUUGUGUGAAUGGACACUUUUUGUACUCUUUUAAAGGGAUUCACUGACAGAUAACUAGUAUGUGUUGGCAACGAAUUUUUUAAAGAUGCACUUUUACUCCCAAAUAGAAUUACCACAAUUAAUAUAAUUGUUUUAAUAUACCAAAAAGUGUGAAUAAAUGAAUGUAAAAACAAUGGUUCUUAUGAGGAAUACCAAGUUUAAUUUGAAAGAAAGGUGCAGAAAACACGGUAUUCCUACCAUAUGAAAUGAUAGUAGAUCCGAGUAAAUCUUUUAGCAUUUACCAAUCAUUUAAUAUUUUUGCGUUUUCAGCCUAUAACAUUGUUAUAAGUAUUGAAUAAUUUCCAAAAGUGCAUUGUUUAGUAGUGAAGUAGUUUAAAGUUUUUCACUCAAAAUUUAUGUUUGUUAUAUACAUGUGUGUGUUUGUAUUGAUUUUGAAUAAGAGUGCCACUUCGAACUGUGUUGAAAUCAAGUUAUUUUUCUUACUCUAAUGAACAAACUUCAAAAAUAAAACCAAUUGUCAACUACUUAUUUUAUCAGAAUUUCGCAAAAAAGACUUAAAUAAUUCAUUUUUAAAUUGUGUUAUUUACUUUUCGGGAAAACAGAGCAGUUUUUGUCGCAUUCUCAUGAACAACAGAGCCCAUAUUUGAACUGUUGAUGAUGUUAUCAUUGUUUUAUCAUUGUUUUAUCAUUGUUUUAUCAUUGUUUUAUCAUUGUUUUUUCAUGCUCUUUCAACAUCUAUACACAUUGGGGUUAUCUUACCAACUCACUUAUCGUUUGAUCGCUUUUUCAUUUUGUUUUAUUAUUUCUGAAUAGUUUUAGUAUCUAUUAAGAAAACAUUAGCGUAAUUGACUAGCUAAGGGACAGUUUAUUUUAUAAAGCAAGUUCAAAUCUCAAUUUGAUUUGUAACACUCAAUAAAUAUUAUACAUAUAAAAAAUCUUUAUCUUACGAUAUACUAUUGUACACUCGUUGAUAAGAUGGCCCCAUUAUAUAUUACAUAAUAUUCUUAUACUUUAUGUGUGUUUUUGUAAGUGUGUGUGUUUGCAGUGAAUAAAGG